Molecule: messenger RNA, 3121 nt
Organism: Melanotaenia boesemani (Boeseman's rainbowfish)
Lineage: Eukaryota; Metazoa; Chordata; Actinopteri; Atheriniformes; Melanotaeniidae
Product: E3 ubiquitin/ISG15 ligase TRIM25-like
Exons: 2
Coding region: 69-1058 (329 amino acids)
Molecular function (GO): zinc ion binding
Source: RefSeq, a predicted model, not a curated record
AUCCUGUUACACACAUUCAGACUGCAAAAACAGAAGAGCAGAGCUGUCACAUCCAAGAAGGUGAAGAUAUGGCUACAUCCAGCAGUUUCCUGUCUGAGGAUCAGUUUCAGUGCUCCAUUUGUCUGGAGGUUUUAUCCGAACCUGUUUCUACACCAUGUGGGCACAACUUCUGCAAAGCGUGUCUCACCAGGCACUGGGCAGACAAAGAGCUGUAUCAGUGUCCACUCUGUAAUGAGAAGUUCAACAAAGGGCUCAAACUUGCCACCAACACUGGAUUCAGAGAGGUUGUGGAGAAUUUCAAAAAACAUCAUGUGAUAGCUGACAGCACAAGUUUAACAGAACCAGGACAGGUACCGUGUGACUAUUGCCCUGACUUUUGUUUCAGAGCCUACAAAACCUGCCUGGUGUGUUUGACUUCUUUUUGCAAAAGUCACCUAGAGCCUCAUCAAAGAGUUGCCGCCUUAAAAAGACAUAAACUGACAAAUCCUGUGCACAACUUGGAGGACAAAAUAUGCAAGCAGCACAACCGCAUUGUGGAGUUCUUCUGCAGGAAUGACCAGACUCGUGUUUGUGUGCUGUGCACAGAACAUAGCAAUCAUGAUACAGUUCAUUUGGAGGAAGAGUAUGUAGACAGAAAGGCUCAGAUAAGAAAGAAAAAAGCUGAUGUUCAGGAAAAUAAACAGAAACAAGGAAAGGCAAAAAUGGUAGUACAGAAAAAGAAGAACGACAAAGGUGGAGCGAAAGCAAGCAGUGUGGCAUCUCAACAAAUGCUACAUCAUCACUUUCUUUUUGACCCCUGUGAAGACCGCCACCAUGUCUGUGAUCAUUCCUGCAUUUCUGCAUUCACACCAAACCACAUUCUCAUUGUCAGCGUCAACGAGAGAGAUUUCCUGCUUUUCAGCUUCCACCCGUUUGAGAAUGUUAGUCGGAAACAGAGGCUAAGAAGAGGUAUUCAGAAAAUAUCAGAACAUCCAUAUGCUUUAUACUACGUUUUUUUUUUUAUCAUGAUACUCGUAUCACUUUUGAUGUCACUUUUUACCAGAUUGGAGGAAAGUUAAAGCAAAUUCUGAUGCAUGUGUAUCUACUCACAUUUAAAUAUGAAAGGUUUGGUUUGUGGAUAUUUUAUAAACUAACUCGGUUUUAGUUAAUCACAUAACUUGCAUGUUUAUUGUCUUUUAUACAUGUGUUAGCAUGUUUUCAGUUACAGUGAUUUAGUACAUUGAAGAGCAACUUUUUACAAUAAUUUGAAAUAUUUUUUUUUUUUUUUAGAGUAAUGGUCAUAAUUGUGGAAGCAUAGGUAGGGGAUUAAGAAAUCUUAGGGUUGUGGCUUGUAUAACAGAAUCAUGAGGCAUUAUAAUAAAUAAAUUACACAGUGUCUUGGUAGCUGUUAUAGCUCCAUAUUCAUGCAUUUCAUUCACACAUUCCAAGAGCAUAGUGACAGAGUCACCACAAGAGGGAGCUAUGUUUCCAUCUAGCAGCCCUCACACUUCAUUGCAUUUAGACAGAGGAAAGUCCAAUCCCAUUUUCCCAACUUAUUCUGGUAUGCAAACUAGCUGCCCUUUUUACAGGCUGCAUUAGUUUACAGGUUAGAUAACCACCUCUCCCUGAUCCCCAAAAGAAAAGGUGCAUUUUGUCUUUUCAAAACAGAGAGACAAGGCCAAGAAGGGAAACUGGGACACAGCUUUAUUGCUCCACCACAAUGAAAAUGACAUUUAUUUUAGGGAUGCAUAUAUUGCCCUAACAUAGGUGUAUCUAUAGUCUAUUGGCUAUUAGGAUAUCAUCAACUGAUUCCUCCAAAUGGACUGUAUCAUGAUAAGGAGUCUACAACAUGGCGACAGCGGUGGAUGCUGCCGUCGGAGGUUCUGCUUGGACUUGCACAAAACCUGCAAUCUACAAAAUGGAUAAUGGGAAGGUGAUAGUGGAAGAUGAACUUUUUAACUUUAUUGUGGUGAAAAUGAAGAGACCCAGUCUUGAUGAAAUUGUUUUGUUGACAACAAAAGAUUUUUCAUCUGAGUGGACUGAGAAGUCCAAGAAGCUCUUGUUUGAAGUAUGCCCAAAUACUGCUACGAUAUAUCACGCACAAGGGCCCACAUAAGGACAUGAAUAAUAUCAAGGCCUGUCUGAAGGUUUUGAAUGAAUGUGGUGAACAUAUUUUGAGGUUUGUUUCACAUUACUUAGAUAAAUUGCCACCUGUUGGGUUUGGCAAGAUGGACGUGUUGCACCAAAAUCUGUGACCCAUCAGAAUCCACAGGGGGGGCGAUAGUGUACAUUUCUCUGCAUACGUCUUAGAAGACGAACAAAGUCUUGAAAACACUUGUAUUUAGGUCUGAGUUCAUUGUAAUGCAGGUACAGUAAAGUCAGACAUUCUCAUAGCUAUCAGAAAUAGUGACCUCUGUAUUCUGGGCUAUGUGAGGGUCACCUAUUAUUUUAGAAGAGUUCAUACUAUAAGAUCAGUGACCUAGAACACCAUUUCUGAUAGCUAUGAGAAUGUCUGACUUUACUUUACCUGCACUAUAAUUAACUUAGACUUAAAUACAAGGGUUUUUCAAGACUUUGCUCAUCUUCUAUGACCAAUAUGCAGAGAAACUGUGGUCACAGAUUCUGAAGGGUCACAGAUUUUGGUGUAACACCAGUCUGCAUAGUAGCUGCUGUGUUGAAUGAAUCAACCUCCCUAUGAACAUCUGUGCUGUGUUUUACAAUGUGCGUGGGCUGUGUGUCGCCCACAGUGAAAAUGAUAAAUCAUGCCACGUUGUUGUGGACAAAUUGAUGGCGAGAUGUGACAUUCUGUGUGUCCAGGAGAUGUCCCUGGCUAAACAUGACCUGGAAGGACUCAAUUCUAUACAUAUGAACUUUCAUGAAAAAUUAUUUCUAAAAUUGACUAAAAGUAGGCUCCCUUAGAAUCUUGGUUUAUUGGUAUUUGCAACAAUGAGAGUGAGAUGGGGGAAUGUGACAUCUAUUCCCUUCCAUGUUUCCAAUGGUGUUCGCCAGGGUGGAAUUUUAUCUCCUUUUAUUUUUAAUAUUUAUAUUUAUAUUUUGAUAGUUUGUUUUUGUUUACUGUUUUGUUUUAGUUUUUGUGAUACAGAUCCCCCUGGGUCUGAAAUAAAAAAUAAAGUAAAUAUUA